AAAAAAGCCUCGAUUUUCAGGGUUAUUAUUUUAAGUCCAGACUUGGGAUGUCUGGGGAAUUCAAUUUCCUUCUCAGAUACAAAACUGUCGAAAUCGUUUGUAUUUGUGAAAUUUUAAGAGAAAUAUGUGGUGUUCAAUUGCAUCUGUAAUGCGCCUGAAUUCAGAUUAGAGUAAGAAUCGAGAGAGAAAUACAAAGAGAGCAACUUGUGAUUGUUGCAAUUUUGGCUUUAAAUUCAGAAUCGAAAUGUGGAGGAGCUCUACAAUGCAACGUGACUAAUAGAUCAUAUAGAGGCGAGGAUGCUUUGCGAUUAGGGUUUUUUAUGCUUUUUAAUUUGGUAAUAUAGUGGUUCAAUUACUGGUGAAGAUUGAAGAAGGUAAAAUCUAUAGAGUAUAGUUGGUGGAGAUGGGUUGGGGAUGGGCGAUUUACGAAGGAGCGGUGGUGGUGGGAUCUUUGUGCCUACUGGGAUGGGCUGGACUUUGGUUCUUGAACAUUAGACUUUACAAAGAGUAUGAAGAGAAGAGAGCUUUGGUUCAGAUCAUUUUCAGUGUCGUUUUUGCAUUCUCUUGCAAUCUACUACAGCUCGUUCUCUUCGAGAUCAUCCCUAUUCUUUCCAAAGAUUGGAUUUUGUUUUGGCUCUAGGGCAAGGGUGAUCAACUGGAAGGUCGAUUUAUUUUGUUUGAUAUUGCUUCUGGUUUUCAUGCUGCCUUACUAUCAUUGUUACUUGAUGCUUUGCAACAGCGGCGUAAGGAAGGAGCGGGCUGCACUGGGAGCCAUCUUGUUUUUGCUGGCAUUUCUUUAUGCUUUUUGGCGCAUGGGCAUUCACUUCCCUAUGCCAUCACCUGAUAAAGGUUUCUUCACCAUGCCUCAGUUGGUUAGUAGAAUUGGGGUCAUUGGCGUGACUGUCAUGGCUGUCCUAUCUGGUUUUGGAGCUGUAAAUUUGCCCUACAGUUAUUUGUCACUUUUCAUCAGAGAGAUUGAUGAAGCAGAAAUCAAGGCCUUGGAAAGACAACUGAUGCAAUCAAUUGAGACUUGUAUUUCCAAAAAAAAGAAAAUUAUUCUUUGUCAAAUGGAGAUGGAACGGAUUCAAGGAUCUGAAGAGAAUUUAAAGGCUAGAUCAUUUUUUAAGCGGAUAGUUGGCACGGUUGUACGAUCUGUUCAAGAUGACCAAAAGGAGCAAGAUGUUAAAAACAUGGAAGCCGAGGUGCAAGCUUUAGAGGAGCUAUCAAAGCAGUUAUUUCUUGAAAUCUAUGAGCUUCGCCAAGCUAAGGAGGCUGCUGCUUAUUCUCGAACCUGGAGAGGUCACAUGCAGAAUCUUCUUGGCUAUGCGUUAUCUAUCUAUUGUGUUUAUAAAAUGAUUAAGUCUUUGCAAAGUGUUGUUUUCAAGGAGGCUGGUUCAGUUGAUCCUGUUACAAUGACUAUUAGCAUAUUCUUGCAAUUCUUUGAUAUAGGAAUUGAUGCUACAUUAUUGUCACAGUAUAUCUCCCUGAUAUUUAUUGGGAUGUUGAUCGUUAUUUCAGUUCGGGGUUUUUUGAUGAAUGUGAUGAAGUUCUUCUUUGCCAUUUCCAGAGUAGGGAGUGGAUCUUCAAGCAACGUUGUACUGUUUUUGACUGAAAUUAUGGGAAUGUAUUUUGUCUCUUCAAUUCUUUUGAUAAGAAAAAGCUUGGCAAAUGAAUACAGGAUUAUUAUAACAGAGGUGUUGGGUGGGGAAAUUCAGUUUGACUUCUACCACCGGUGGUUUGAUGCAAUCUUUGUAGCCAGUGCUUUUCUUUCUCUCCUUUUACUUUCUGCUCAUUAUACAUCUCGGCAGGCAGACAAACAUCCUAUCGAUUAAAUGUAUUCAUAUGUUCAAAAUUAUUUGCAGAAAGACAAUUAUACAACACCUCAGGACGAGGAAUUGUUUACUUGAGAUCUGUCAAAGAGUUGCAAAUACCCAAGGGUUCUUCAGAGACUAGUAGUUUCCAGAAUACUUGGGACAACUUAUUUUGUUGUGAAUAUUUUGACGGAUUAAAGAAAUAUUAGUCACACUUUGACAACGAUAUCGUUUAUGUAAGAUUUAAUUUUGUUAAUUGAUCAAUUAAAAUUCCAAUUCUUUAUCA
Pistacia vera is the source of this 2097-nucleotide messenger RNA. Its product is annotated as GPCR-type G protein 1. The record is from RefSeq and is a predicted model, not a curated record. The transcript has 14 exons. Lineage: Eukaryota; Viridiplantae; Streptophyta; Magnoliopsida; Sapindales; Anacardiaceae. Bases 510 to 1832 code for a protein of 440 amino acids. Gene Ontology annotation, cellular component: membrane. Gene Ontology annotation, biological process: response to abscisic acid. Gene Ontology annotation, molecular function: abscisic acid binding.